This is a messenger RNA of Tachysurus vachellii, 3981 nucleotides long. RefSeq names its product transmembrane protein 104 (gene slc38a12). The record is from RefSeq and is a predicted model, not a curated record. The transcript has 10 exons. NCBI's taxonomy places the organism in Eukaryota, Metazoa, Chordata, Actinopteri, Siluriformes, Bagridae. The coding region runs from base 399 to 1883 and encodes 494 amino acids.
UUCUACUGUAUUUUUUUUAUGUUGUAACAUAAUUACAUUUAUUAUCAUAGCGUGUUAACUCACUCGGCCUGUGUUUAGAUUGUUUGCGCAUGCGCAGUCACGGACAGCCUGAACGCUCUAAGCUUCUACUUAAACGUCUCCUGAGAGCUGCGUGAAACAUGGCCGACUCUAUACAGCUCUUUUUAUUACGUCUUCGUCUAUCAUGGGGUUGUAAGGUUGUUAAUUGAUAGUGUGGACCCAUCUCACGAAGGCUACUCAAUAUAUUUUAGAUAUAUUAUUGUACCUUGUUAGCUACAAUGCUAACCCAUGACUAGCCAGUUGCUUUUAACCGAAUUGUACACACAGCAGUCAGGAAGCACCGGGAAUCCUGUGUGAAGUGUUUUGUACUGUUUGACAACAUGGCUGGUGGUAUUACAGAGACUGGAGAGCUGUACUCCCCUUUUGUUGGCUUGGUGUACAUGUUCAACAUUAUUGUGGGUACUGGUGCUCUGACUAUGCCCAAAGCCUUUGCCACUGCUGGAUGGGUUGUAAGCCUGGCGCUCAUCUCCUUUUUGGCUUUCAUGAGUUACAUGACCACUACAUUUGUGAUUGAGACCAUGGCUGCAGCCAACGCUCAGCUACGCUGGAAGAGGAGAGAGCAGGAAGAGAUCCAUAGCAGUGACUCUGGCUCUGACUAUUCUGAUGAUGAGGUCACCUGCAGGGGGCGGUCAGAUCCGGUGGAGACUCGACCCAUUCUCUCAGUUCAGCGUGUAGGGACAGUGGAUCACUUUGAAAUUGUGGAGAGAGUUGAGAUGGGACAAAUGGCCUCCAUGUUUUUCAAUAAAGUUGGCGUCAAUAUGUUCUACAUCUGCCUCAUUGUGUACCUCUAUGGAGACUUGGCCAUCUAUGCUGCCGCUGUGCCCGUGUCCUUGAUGGAAGUGGCCUGCGGCAAUCACUCCUGCAGCGCUGGGAGCGUAAAAUACAACGACACCGAGUCAUGCUGGGGGCCAGUGAGUCGGAAAGACGCCUACAGAGUCUUUCUCGCAGUCUUCGUUCUACUGUUGGGUCCUUUCACAUUCUUCAAUGCACAAAAGACCAAAUACCUUCAGAUCCUCACCUCACUAAUGAGAUGGAUAGCUUUCACCAUGAUGAUAAUCCUGGCGCUGAUUCGCAUCUCAAAGGGCCACAGAGAAGGCAAUCCUAAGGUGGCGCAGCUUAGUGGAGUUCCCAACCUAUUUGGCGUGUGUGUGUACUCCUUCAUGUGCCAGCACUCGCUGCCCUCUCUGAUCACGCCUAUCUCAGACAAACGGAGGGUGACUGCGCUGCUAACCGUGGACUACGUACUCAUCCUGGCAUUCUACAGUCUGCUUUCUUUCACAGCCAUCUUCUGCUUCGACAGCUCGCUGCUGCGAGACAUGUACACACUAAACUUCACCGAUAACUGUGACGUGCUGGGCGUGGCCGCCCUCCGCUACUUUUUAGGACUGUUCCCUGUCUUUACAAUCAGCACGAACUUUCCUAUAAUCGCGGUCACGCUGCGCAACAACUGGAAGACGCUCUUCCACCGAGACGGAGGCACCUACCCAUGGGUGGUGGACCGCGUUGUGUUUCCCUUGAUUACUUUGGUGCCACCCAUCAUAGUGGCAUUUUGUACUCAUGAUCUAGAAGCUCUCGUGGGCAUCACUGGAGCCUACGCAGGCACAGGCAUUCAAUACAUCAUUCCUGCUGCCCUGGUCUUCUUUAGUCGGCGCCACCUGGAGCCUGUGUUUGGAAGAGAGGUGGAGAAUAAACACAGGUCUCCAUUCCGACACACGUUCUGGGUUGUGUUUGUGGUGAUUUGGGCGACUUCCUGCCUGAUGUUUGUCACAGCUAAUAUCAUACUGACAGCAGAAAACAAGAUCUAAGCAUGCAGUUUACUGUAUAAAACUUUCACUAGUUUCAACAUACAUUUUGUUUUAUUCUGUAAGGUUUGAUGGUUUCAUUCACUCAGUUACACAGUUGACAUGAGAACGAUACUUUUGGUUAAAAAAAGAAAUCUUUUUUGACUGUAGGUUAAUUUUUAGCUUUAAUUUGCUUAAGACAUUCAUUUAAGUGACAGUUUGUACUGUAACAAUCAAAUUAACAAACCUCAGUCAGUCAACACUAUUUUUUUUGCCUGUUUAUUUUUAACAUUUUGUUCCUUUUGAGUUCAUUUAGGUUAGUUUUUUUGCUAGCAAUUACAAACAAGAUGUUGUUUGUAUAAUGUUUUUCCCCCUUUUUAGAAUGGUAAUCCUUAGACCCGGAGCUCUCUCUCUCUCUCUCUCUCUCUCUCUCUCGCUCUCGCUCUCUCUCUCUCGCUCUCUCUCUCUCUCUCUCUCUCUCUCUCUCUCUUCCCUUCCUUCCUUUCUCUCUCUCUCUCUCUUCCCUUCCUUCCUUUCUCUCUCUCUCGCUUUUCCCUUCCUUCCUUUCUCUCUCUCUCGCUUUUCCCUUCCUUCCUUUCUCUCUCUCUCGCUUUUCCCUUCCUUCCUUUCUCUCUCUCUCGCUUUUCCCUUCAUCCCUCGCUCCCUUCCUUUCUCUCUCUCUCUCUCUCUCUCUCUCUCUCUCUCCCUCCUUUUUUUUAAACCAAACAAAACAGCCACAUGCACCUUAGUGUGGGCCGAGAGCUGUAGUAGGAGCAAAGCAAAUCAGGGAUAAUUACUCUUUCAUGGCUUCCAUUUUCAGCAUUUCAGAACCUGGGUGUCCUCAGUUGUCCUCACCGGUGAAGGGUUUACAGAGAGCUGCAGUUCAGUCUCAACUCCUCAAGCACACUCAAGCAGAGAUGCUUGCACACUCACUCUGGUUUCACUUACCUAUAACACAACCUGGGCUUUCUGAUUUCCUGUGUUUGGGUUUAGUCAUGCAUAGAGCACUGGGACAGAUGUUUAUAUAAAAGGAAACCUGCACUUUAUGUCUCCAUGUCCACUGUGUGAGUUACUUAUCAUACUGCUUGCUUAAAUAUAUUUCAAAUCCAUAUAUAUAUGACUUUUUAAUCUUGUCUCGCAUCGUCAUUAGCAUCUCCUCCAUGUUCACUAGUCCUCAAAUGUUUGGGAGUAUGUUUUAUUUUUAUUUAUUUAUUCAUUUUUUAUUAUUAAUGUUUUCCAGCUCUCCUCAAACCCAACUAAGAACUGCCUAAGAGACAGGGAUAGAUUAAAGCGGUAUCAGUCUGAGAGCAGUUGGAUUAAAAGUAAUCAGUCAGCACUAAAGAAGCACAGCAGAGCGUUUCCUGAAAUCAAAUAGUUAGCCUUUAACUUUUUUUAACACAUUCCAACCCCUAAAGGUUUGACCGACAGUGGAAGUGGUCCCUCAGGAUUCCAGCAGUUACUGAACUUGUGUGUAAUUGUGUCGUAGCUGUUAACACAUCACUAUCUUGCUACAUCGCUGUCUUUCCUGCGUUUUCUUCAUCAGCGCUCGAUGCUCUGAUCAUCGGGAACAUGUUUGUUACUGUAUAAUGACUGCUGCUCUCUGUGAGAGUGCUCGCCUGCUUAAAGACAAGCAGAAGAAGCCUGUUCAGCAGCCUCAAGUGCGAGACUGCUGUAACCUGCUCAGGAUUUACACCUGUUGCGUUCAGCUCAUAUGAAUUCAGUUGAAGAUGAUUCUUUUUAUUCGUCCUUGCACAAUUCAGCUCUUACAGUGAGGCAGAAGCAGGAGGCUGACCUGUGUUUUAAUAUCACCGUCCUGAUCGUGGACUUUCAGGUGGAGAUUUGGAGUGCAAUAAAAAGUGAUUGCAGCUUCUAACUCAAAUGCUCAAAUCUAAGUCAAUAUUUAAUUAAUAAAUGAAGUUUAUUUACAGACGUGUGGUGAAUAAAUGAUUGAAGUGAAUAAAAAUGUGCCUUUUUCCCCAGGGUUUUGUACCCCUUCUGUUCUUUAUGAGGAAGAUGUGUCGUCGUGUCGUGUAAACCCUGUCACGUAUCCUGCAUGUAACCUGCUUCAUGUAACUGACAAUCAGUGUGUCUUCUAAAUAAACAUCUAAAUUUCUUCUUUUGA